Messenger RNA from Colletotrichum fioriniae, 618 nucleotides. Lineage: Eukaryota; Fungi; Ascomycota; Sordariomycetes; Glomerellales; Glomerellaceae. The record is from RefSeq and is a predicted model, not a curated record.
AUGAAGCUUAUCAUUGGCAUCCUUGCGACAAGUUCGUCAUAUCUGGCAAUAGCAGAUAGCGCCCGAAUCCACAACAUACAAGCGCGGCAAAGCAAUUCGAUUAGCACCAAUAUCCGCGAUGCAGUAACAAAUCCAAAUGCUACGGGAACGUGGCCCAUCAACGGCAUCGAUGUGACCGAGCCAAUGCUGGAUCCACCGACCGACGACUACGGCCCCGGGAACGGUUGGAGCAUCAACAUCGCCGUUGCAACCAACAUUUCCGCGGAUGACAUCAGCACUUCAGUAUCGAAUCCCGCAGUCAUAACUCUCGAAGGACCAGAGAAUGCCUUUCAAGGCCUGAAUUCGUCGACGAACUAUACUGAAAAUUAUGACAUCUGUUCCUUUGCCUGGUUUGAGAACGUCUGGACCGUCAAAGAAUUGGAAAAGCUUCAAGAUGAUGUCAACGGGUCUUGCAAUGGUGUCAUCUCCGAGGACUGCAUCAAGGAGACCAAAGAGGCCCUGGUGGGCCAGCCGUGUAGCACCUUCAGAAGCUUCGAAAAGCCUAAGAGCUGCCCUCAAGCACUUGCAUCCCCUUCGUCGUUUCGACCGGAGACUAAUAGCCUCGACCAGGGAACGUGA